This is a messenger RNA of Cherax quadricarinatus, 887 nucleotides long. RefSeq lists its product as uncharacterized. Lineage: Eukaryota; Metazoa; Arthropoda; Malacostraca; Decapoda; Parastacidae. The record is from RefSeq and is a predicted model, not a curated record.
UGAUCACCCGAGCAUCAACACAUCUUCCACCACCACUACCACAUUGACUCAUCGAAUAUAAUCCACUGGUACAAAGCGCCACCACGUACUCUUGCUGCUUAGAGACUGGCAUAUACUAUAUAAAUAUCAAGUCUGCGUGUUAGUGUCAGCGGCACCUCGCCCUUCUACGCCAGCCAUUAGUGCUUACAGUAUGGAGUUGAAUGUUGUAGCGGUGGACAAUAUGGUGUUGGGUACCGAACCAGUACACUGUAUGGGAUUGAGUGUCGCACCAAAGGACGAUGUGGUGUUUCAGGCGACGGAGGUGGAUGGCUGGGCGAACUACAAAUGGCUUGACAUUGUCAUGUACCGCAUCAUUCAUGAGUACCUGGUGCCUGUGCUGGUGCUGCUGGCGGUGCUCCUGCCGGGCCUGCAGCUCACUAAAACUACAGCAGCAGCUGUGAGAAACACUAGAUCGUCAUGCACUCCAAGUUCUCUAAAUGUGGGUCGUCUCCAAGGAGCUGGUGACCUACUGCCCAAAGAUACAACCACCCCAGGUCCUCUCCUCGUGGGUAAUCUGCAAGGAUUUCAAGAUUUACUACCCCAGGACACCAUCCCAGAUCCUCCUCGAAAAAAUCCUGGUGAUCUACUACCCAUGGUUCUCACACCAGGGAAGUAUCAGUAGCAAGGUGAUCAUACACCACGCUUCAAGACACCACCCAAGAUAGACAUUCCUCAUGAAAAAGUUUGAUGUCGAAGAUUUGUUGAUUGAUUCAGAGACAAUACAUCAGAAACUCAAGAAAAUUAUUUUUAAGGUAUUGUUUUUAGAGGUUAAAACAUUUAUUGAGACAGAGCAGUAAGCCAAGAAAAUAAACAUUAUGAAUCCAGUAAAAUCAACAGACACACACACA